AUGGUCAACUCCUGUUGUGGCUCCGUCUGCUCUGACCAGGGCUGUGGCCAGGAGACCUGCUGCCGCCCCAGCUGCUGUGGUUCCAGUUGCUGUGGCUCCAGCUACUGCCAGCCUUGCUGCCGCCCCACCUGCUGCCAGACCACUUGCUGCCGGACCACCUGCUGCCGCCCCAGCUGCUGUGGCUCCAGCUGCUGCAGACCCAGCUGCUGCAUUUCUAGCUGCUGCCGUCCCUCUUGCUGUGGUUCCAGCAGCUGUGGCUCCAGCUGCUGCCAGCCUUGCUGCCGCCCCAGCUGCUGCCAGACCACUUGCUGCCGGACCACCUGCUGCCGCCCCACCUGCUGUGUGUCCAGCUGCUGCCGGCCUUGCUGCCGCCCCUCCUGCUGUGGCUCCAGCUGCUGCCAGCCUUGCUGCCGCCCCACCGGCUGCCAGACCACCUGCUGCAGGACCACCUGCUGUCGCCCCACCUGCUGUGUGUCCAGCUGCUGCCGCCCCAGCUGUUGCUAGACUCCUACCUGCUGCCGCCCCAGCUGCUGCCAGACCACCUGCUGCAGGACCACCUGCUGCCGCCCCACCUGCUGUGGCUCCAGCUGCUGCAGGCCCAGCUGCUGCAUCUCUAGCUGCUGCCGCCCCAGCUGCUGUGGCUCCAGCUGCUGCCAGCCUUGCUGCCGCCCCUCCUGCUGCCAGACCACCUGCUGUAGGACCACUCGCUGCCGCCCCACCUGCUGUGUGUCCAGCUGUUGCCAGCCCAGCUGUUGCUAGAUAUCCUGCUGCCUCCCCACCUACUCUAGUGGCUCUUGCUGCNNNNCCACCUGCUGUGUGUCCAGCUGCUGUCGCCCCUCGUGCUGUGGCUCUGGCUGCUGCCAGCCUUGCUGCCGCCCCAGCUGCUGCCAGACCACCUGCUGCAGGACCACCUGCUGCCGCCCCAGCUGCUGUGGCUCCAGCUGCUGCAGGCCCAGUUGCUGCAUCUCUAGCUGCUGCCGCCCCAGCUGCUGUGGCUCCAGCUGCUGCCAGCCUUGCUGCCGCCCCAGCUGCUGCCAGACCACCUGCUGCAGGACCACCUGCUGCCGCCCCAGCUGCUGUGGCUCCAGCUGCUGCCAGCCUUGCUGCCGCCCCACCUGCUGUGGCCUCAGCUGCUGUGGUUCCAGCUGCUGCCAGCCUUGCUGCCGCCCCUCCUGCUGCCAGACUACCUGCUACCGUCCCACCUGCUGUGUGUCCAGCUGCUGCCAGCCUUGCUGCCGUCCCUGCUGCUGCCUUUCUAGUUGCUGUCGCCCCUCCUGCUGUGGUUCCAGCUUCUGUGGCUCCAGCUGCUGCCAGCCUUGCUGCCGCCCCUCCUGCUGCCAGACCACCUGCUGCAGGACCACUUGCUGCCGCCCCACCUGCUGUGUGUCCAGCUGCUGCCGCCCCAGCUGUUGCUAG
This is a messenger RNA of Suricata suricatta (meerkat), 1416 nucleotides long. Its product is annotated as keratin-associated protein 5-5-like. The record is from RefSeq and is a predicted model, not a curated record. The transcript has 3 exons. Gene Ontology annotation, cellular component: keratin filament. Lineage: Eukaryota; Metazoa; Chordata; Mammalia; Carnivora; Herpestidae.